UUUGCUACUUGGGUAACGGGCAUCGCAGCACAGUUCGCCAAACGUCAGCUUCGCUUUGUCUGCCGGGCCCGUGGAAAAGCGAUGCAACAUUGACCAACCGUGCGCACAGCGUUCUUCGUGUUGCAAAAAACGAACAUGGCUGCCGUGUGGAAAAUUUUUGCCGUCGAUUUUGUCAAUAUUAAACAAGUUUCUCGAAUUGGACCUCAAGCGAGACGACCGUUCUGAACAAGUGCAACUCGACUAAAAGGUGUUAGUGUUUGUUUCAUUUCGCUUCCGGUGCGUAACGGUGCGUCCAGCAGCGUAUCGUGCAGCGAUUAUUAUUAGGCAAUUGACCAUCUCGGUGACGAACACAACUACGACGACGUUCGCGACAUUGCGCGAAUACGACGAAAAACAAGCAAGAAAGAUCCAUCUUCCCGUGCAGGCUGAGUCAGUGGUGAAAAAAGUUAAUCCGGAAGAGCGCCUGGGACGGACCAAAAUCCCGUCCAGCUUUGGUUGUUUGGUGAAAUUCAGUAAUGGCGUGUUUUGUUUCCUUCGCUGCACUGCCAAUGACCUAGAGUAUUUGCAUUUGAUGGUUAAAUGCCAUCAGCUGCCGAGGCGCCACUGUUCCGCACUUCCCCCGAAGCCUUCCGUCGUCAUCGACGGCGCUAGCAGUGACAGCAGUGUGAGACUUCGCACACGGACGGAGCAUACGACUGGAGAGAAGAAAGUUGGGCACAAUUUUUGUUCCACUGCGUUUUGGCCCCUAAAACGGGGUAGUUUGAGAGGGUGGGGGGAAGAUUCGGAAUUGCAUGGUGUGCUCAUUCGUAAUUGUCGACGCAUAGAGUGUGUGGUCAGUGUGUGUGUGUGCGUAAUACAUGCGUGCGUCGUGCAGCGGUGUGUGUGCGAUGAAUGAAAAACGUCAGUGCAUUUGACAGAAGAAGUUUUCCAUUAGCCAGUGCCAGCAUAAGCAGCAGCACCAGCAGCAGCAGUUCGAAGCAAGCGAACGUGUAAAACCAUGCACGUAAAGCACUGUAAAAGUGAAUAGUGUGCGUUGAAAUUGUGUGAGAGAGAAAUGCAAACAAAGUGAAUAAGAAUAAGCGCUCGUCGGAAGCAGCAAUCGUCGAUAGCACCCCUCGCGUUAUGUGCUGAUGGGUGGUCACAAAAGUCAGCACAAGAGUUGUGUGACCAAAGUGCGUCCCCAAACUCGGAUCCCGUGAUGUAAACCCGUUCCCGUUUUAUAGGUGUCGCCCAUUUCAGCAACAGCGGUGGGAUCAGCAGCAACAACAACAACAAAUUCCUUGAAUGAAUGCGUGAACAAAAAAUCUGUUUUCCUCCGGACGACGGAUCGUUUGCCGUUGGUGAAAAGUGUCCUAGAAGAAGCGAAUCAACGCUGCAAUGGAAUAAUCGAUCCCUGGGUGGAGGUGACACACACAACAAAGAUUUUCCAGCUGUCAGUAAAAGUGUUUACUAGAUUGGUGUGUGAGAAGAGCCCACCAGACAACCGCCGCGUAAUUCAUACACACACAACGCACUACCGCACACUACCACCCCCGAAUAGCCAGCCCAUCUUGUCUGGUGCGUACUCGUCUGGUGUCAAAACAUCCGAUCGACAAAACACGUUUUUGCUAAGGGGUAUCGUGACACGAAGAAUCGGGCAGAUUGCGCGUCUGUGUGUGCGUGCGUGUGUGUUUCCGUAUUUUCGUGCGCUUGUGUGUAUGUGUUAGUGGUAUUCGGUAUAACUGGCCGUAAAAACACCUCCUCGGUACGUGUGUAGUCGGUGCGUAGUAUCAUCGUUCGCGUAGAAUUGGUGCGUAAGUGCGUCCAUAAUCGGUGCAACAAGAGUCCGCAUUCCGGCUUCCAAUUCCCGGACCGUGAGGGAUCUGGAACGACGGAUACACGGGCAGAUGAGCAGAAGCAGUAGUAUGGCCGAAAACACGGUCUCCAACAAUCUACCGCCGUCGUCGGCCCAAUCAAAGGUCACGGUUGGAGGGGGCGGCGCUACUGCGGGCGGGGCAGGCGGAAUGCAUCAUCAUCACCAUCAUCACCAUCAUCAUCACCACAAUCACCAUAAGUCAAUGGACAUGGGCGGAACGGGCAAGGCGGGAGGUGGCGGCAGUAAACAUCACACUAAUGUAAUUCACCGGACUACGAGUGAAAGUUUACGAUUGGGUGGUGGAGGAGCUGGGGGCGGCUCAUCAAUGAACAACAGUGUGAGCGGCAGCGGCGGUGGCGGUGGAACAACGAUGGGAACUGGAGGCAGCGGUGGGACCGGGAACAUGGGAAGCAAUGAAAACUCUGUCAGCAGUGGUAUGCUAAAUUCGUCCUCAUCGGCGAACAGCAUUUCGCGGAAGAGUGCCAGCUCGUCGGCAAGCGGUGGUGGUGGCGGUGGUGGAGCGAGUCACGGGGGAGCUGGCGGAGGAAUUGGUGGUGCUACUGGUGCCGGUGGCAAAACGUCGUCCUUUACGAUCACGUCGGUGAUCGUCGGUCCGGGAAAGCACAGUGCGGACAACGGGGACGAUUCGGCGGACGAUCUGGACGAGUCGCACACCGAUGACAAUAGCCGGAUAACGGACUUUGAGAAUGAAACGCCCAGCUUUUCGGAGGACACUUUCAGCAAGGAGGACGUGUUUUUCACGAACGCGAUCGGAAGUGUGCCAGUCAUUCCGACAAGUUCGCAAUACGGGUUGGCGAUCGUGGCGCCGAACGAUCGAACGCACGGUGGAGAGGUGCUGGCGGAUGCGAUGCACGUCAGCGUUACAGACGGUGGCAUUAACAUAAUGGGACAUGGCAAGGGUGAAAUGAGCGACGGAAAGGAGCUACACCAUCGGAACGAGCGGUUUAAGGUGGUCAAAAUUGAGAGUACCGAACCGUUCAAGCGAGGCCGGUGGGUGUGUAUGGAUUAUCUCGAUCAUACAACGUUGCAGCAGCCGAAAGAAAUCUCUACCGGUGCGGAGGGAAACGAUGCCGGCGGUGGUACCAAUGCGUCCGUCACGACGCAAGAUAGUGGCGUUGGGAUGAACGAUAACGCUAGUUUCGCACCGUCGGACGGGACAACUACUGGCGAGAUGGGCAGUGUGGACUACCACCCGAACGCGGUCAGCUCAUCUUCGGUCGUGGUGGGCAGCUCCGUGGCCACAUCGACGUCGACCAACACCGCUUCUAAUGUGAGCAGCGUCGUUCUCGGAAUGCUAAACAACGAAUCUCCCGGACAGAGUCUAAAUCUUUCGCUUGCUGGUGGUAACUCGGGUGGAGCUGCCGUCACCGCUGGAAACACUACUAGUCACGUGCAGUCUAAUGCAACGGGCCCGGGCACCGGCACAGUUGGUGGUGCCCAGGGAAUACCGCACAGUUUACCUCAGUCGCAGCUUCAGAAUGCGCUGGCGGGCCAGCAACAACAGCAGCAACCGAACGCCGCAUACUCGCAAGCACAGCAAGGACAAUCCCAAUACUAUCCCCACACGAUGACGAAUCUGGCCGACCUGAGUCAACAGUCUGUGUCGAACCCGCAAGCACAUCAACACCACCAACACGGUGCUACUCUUCCAAGCAACAUGCAAAUGCAUCCCCAACAGCCUCCUCCCCAGCAGCAGCAGCAGCAGCAACAACAGCAACCCAACAACACCGCUGUCCCUUCCAGCAACAUUCUUCCGCCACUGGUCGCACCCAUCCCAACAUCACAAGAGAUGAACAUAAUCAUCAACAAUCCGACCAUCCAAUCGAGCUUCCCGUCGCCCCACCAGCAGUUUAAGCCACAGCAACCGCCCCAGCAAGCUGCCUCCCAAACGAACUCACCCGUCGUCGUACCCACAUCCCUGAUCGACAACACCACCGUUCCGGGCGUACCCGGGGAGAGCGUUCCUCUGAACAGUGCCAACGCUGGUACGAAUAUCCUUUCCCCGUCGGCCGGCUCGGGGAAUGCAGUGUCUGCCUUGUCGACAACCGGAGGUGUAAGUGCUCACGAUACAGCUGGCUCUGUAUCGAUCGCCACGGAUCCGAUGAUGAAUGCCUCGCCAUCAGCCACCUCAUCCCCGGUGACUUCGUCCGGUCAGAUAAUUCCACAAUCGACAGCGUUCGCACCUGCGCCAGGUGCCGGUGCUUCUGCCACUUCCAUCGGUGAUCCCUCCACCGUACAGAACACGGCGGCUCCCAAUUCCGUUACUGGCAGCAGCAACAACAGCAACGCUGCCGUCGGUGGUAGCACCACCACGAACGGCGGUACCGUCGCGGCCGGAUCUCCGUCGUCCAACGGUGCUAUCGGCUCAACUAAUACGAUCCCCGUUGCGCCGGGCUCUGGAAACUCGGUGGCCGAUCAGCUGUCGUCGGAAGCGAAACUAUUGUCGGCGGUUUCUGGCGUUACGACCGGAACCGUUUCCGGUGAUGGGGAGGACCCCGAUAAGGCGAACGCUGAAGAUGGUGAAAGCAGCGGGUUGCAGGCGCAGCAGCAGUCGCACCAACUGCAGUCUCUGCCUUCCGCACAGCAACAGCAACAGCAGCCUCAAUUAAGCGCAAAUCUUUUCCCUGAUGCGAACGCAUCGAAUGACAGCUUCCAGAAUGCUUCCCUAGACAGAAGUGUAAUGCUGGCAGCCCAGCCGCCACAGAUAGCUCAGCAGUCCCAGCAAAUGCCGCCGCAACAGUAUCAACAGUUUCAUGCUCCGCUGUACCACGAUAAUGCAGAGAAACUAUCGAAAGCAUACUCACUGCCCCCGUCCAUGAGUGCCGCGGCAAAAGAAUCGCUUCGGAAGGAACUAGCCCAAAGUCGGCUAGAACAGCAGCAGCAGCAGCAGCACGCACGCAAAUUUCAACCUGUUGCACGCGCUUUCAAUGUUGUUACCUCUAGCAGCACGGCCGGGUCUCCUAAUUCACCCAGCACCACGAACGUUUCGAGUCAGGGCAACACCAGCAACAUCUACACCGAUAUUGCACUGGGCAAAAGCAUCCAAAACCUCAUGAAACCCACACCUAUACUGGCGACAGCAGUGGCCAAUCGCUUGGCCGGCGGAUCCUUGACGCGUUCGAUCGGUUCGCUUGGGCCUUGCCGGGAGCUGCCGGAAGGCCAGGAAGCGACGGGCUAUUGUCGAGCCGCAAGCAGCCUACUGGGCAACUUCACCGGCAGCAACAGCGUGAGCGCGUGCACGGCCACGCAUCCGCAUCGUUGUGUGCAAGAUUUGAUCAAAGAGGAGCUGGGCGGCAGCCGGCUGAGCAAAGCGGGAAGCAUGAUUAAUAUGAGCACUGAUUCGGAUCUGUUUAGCGGUGGCGGUUCACAGUCGCAUCCUGCCUCGGGCCGCUCGAGUCCAGCGUUCAUUCAUGGCACAACACCGGUCGGUAGUCCCCCACGAUUCCUGAACACCCUCGGUCCUUCGUAUAGUGGUGGUGGAGGAAGUGCCCGCGCAAGCAGAGCUCCCUCGCCUUCCGUUCUUCACGCAAGCGCCGGUGGCGAACACGCAAGUGCUUCGGGAACAAGUGCGGUCGCCAUCGAUAACAAAAUCGAGCAAGCAAUGGAUCUGGUCAAAUCGCAUCUUAUGUUUGCCGUUCGCGAAGAAGUUGAAGUACUGAAGGAAAGGAUAUCGGAGCUAAUGGAUCGCAUUAACCAGCUCGAGUACGAGAACAACAUUCUCAAAGCGAACGCAUCACAGGAAACACUAGCGCAACUGACUACCGGUGGCAGUAGCGUGGCAGCAGCGGCGGCAGUCGCAGCAGCAGCCGCGGCUGCAGCAGCAGCAGCGCAACAGCAGCAGCAGCAACAGCAGCAGGUCACAACCGCCCCUGCCGCCAAUGCCGGUUCCACCAAAGUACCAACCUCCUCGGCUAACCCUGCCAACGGUUCUGUUUCCUAAGCUUAGCGUUCCAAAACAGCCGUUAGACGUACACUUGACAUAAAGACUAUUAUUACUACUACUACUACUACUACUACUACUACUAACCGCAGCAAGUAGCAUCAUCACUGAGAGCAUCAUCGUAUGCGCGUAUAGAGAAGCGCCAGAUAUUUCGCGUUUGGGUACCCGUGCUCUGCACUACUCGAAACUCUACGUGAGCAAAACUACGGGUUCGACGAUCCUACGGUUUUGCAAAGCUUCUUCCCUAGUCCCAGCGGGUAUCUGACUCUCUGUGAUUGUUGAAGUGAGGCGGACAGACAGAAGUGUUCCCACUCCGACUCUGGUUGUCUCCCGGUCGAGGGGCCUAGCGUGAGCGGCGAUGCUUACCGAAACGGCAACUUCAAUUCCAAGUCCCUGUUAGUAUUAACGUUUGUGCACACCAGACCCACCAGAUGAUCUUGUUUGCACAUAAACUCGACAGGCGGACAUUGCGUCUGCCGUCGUUCGGGUUGCGGAAUUGUUGCAGCAAGCAGGAAUGAACUACAUAGACGCACCUACGCAACACGGAUAUGUAUGCGCAUAAGCCUAAGGAUCUGCAAAAGAGGACAGGGUGCGUAAACGCAAAUUCGCGACUGCGAACGAUAGCGCCAAAUGACGCCAAACGCACUGGAAAUUGAAGCGCAAUGAUGCGGCCCCGUGGCGUGUGUGAACGACGAAGCACGAAAAGUGAAGGAAGAAACCCCGAAAAGGAAUCUAACAUAAUGUUGCCAAUGGUAGUUGAAAAAAUAGCCAAGCAUUCUCAAGCCCCGUAUGAAGCGUAGCGUACCACUUCGUAGAAGUAGGGAGGGUAAGGUAAUGUUUGUUGGUUUAUAAAGCUGAGCCAUUGACCACCGCUGGACAAACAAAAAAAAACACAGGCAUCGAGUAAAACAGCGAGGAGGCAACCUUUAACGUAAAAGUGCAGGCCUAUGUUGUUGAAGCAGUAGAGGAAAUACCGAAAUGCACAGUUGUCUAAAUUUUAUAUGUGGUAUAGCUUGCGCACGAAAUAAAUGCAGCCAGACAGUGAGAGAGAGAGAGAAGGAGAGCGAGCAAUUGUGUGUAGCAGUGGAUGGAAAGACAAACGGUUAGCGAAACGUAACACAGAACGCGCGGAAAGAAGCCAACAAACGGAACUGAGAUACGUUAAAAUGUGAUUUAAUGAUAGGAAGUGACUAGUAGUGACAAGUGAAUAAGGCAAAGUGUUGUUGUUAGUGGAAAACGCCGAACGCAUCCAUACAUUUAGCCGACUCCCAAAGCAAGUAGGUUAUAACAAACAGAAAAAAUGCACCGGAGAGUAAUAAACGAACGCCGUAAAACGUAUGCUGGUCGUAACGCAGCAUUAUCCAAA
This is a messenger RNA of Anopheles stephensi (Asian malaria mosquito), 7182 nucleotides long. RefSeq names its product protein bunched, class 2/F/G isoform-like. The coding region runs from base 1887 to 5816 and encodes 1309 amino acids. NCBI's taxonomy places the organism in Eukaryota, Metazoa, Arthropoda, Insecta, Diptera, Culicidae. The record is from RefSeq and is a predicted model, not a curated record. Gene Ontology annotation, biological process: regulation of transcription by RNA polymerase II. The transcript has 6 exons.